Messenger RNA from Poeciliopsis prolifica (blackstripe livebearer), 4052 nucleotides. It is a transcript of the gene pigm, whose product is annotated as phosphatidylinositol glycan anchor biosynthesis, class M. The record is from RefSeq and is a predicted model, not a curated record. Gene Ontology annotation, cellular component: glycosylphosphatidylinositol-mannosyltransferase I complex; membrane. Lineage: Eukaryota; Metazoa; Chordata; Actinopteri; Cyprinodontiformes; Poeciliidae. Gene Ontology annotation, molecular function: alpha-1,4-mannosyltransferase activity; GPI mannosyltransferase activity. Gene Ontology annotation, biological process: GPI anchor biosynthetic process. The transcript is spliced from 8 exons. Bases 49 to 1293 code for a protein of 414 amino acids.
GUUUGAGCUGUGGUCAUUCAUUACUGCUAAAUAGCAAGAAUUUGACUGAUGGAGACUCUUCAGUCUAAGCUCCCCGACAAACAUGUCCUCUUCCCGGCCUCUUUUGCUCUCCGACUGGCUUUGGUGGCUUAUGGAGACUACCAGGACAGGACUAUGGCGGUGAAGUACACGGAUAUAGACUACCAUGUGUUCACAGAUGCUGCCAGGUUCAUCACACAGGGUGAGUCUCCGUACAAUAGGUCGACGUACCGCUACACCCCUCUGCUGGCCUGGCUUCUCACCCCAAACAUCUACGUCGCCAUGGUGUUUGGAAAGAUCCUCUUCAUCUUAUGUGACGUGCUGUCAGGACUGCUCAUCUACAGAACUCUGCGUUUGAGAGGUCUGGACCGCAAGACUGCGACCUCUGUGUGUUCUCUUUGGCUUCUCAACCCUCUGCCGAUGGGAGUGUCGAGUCGGGGCAACGCUGAAUCCAUCCUGGCAGCUCUGGUGCUCGGGACUUUGCUUUGUAUGGAAGCCAGGCAUCUGGUGUGGGCGGCCGUGCUCUACGGCCUGUCGGUUCAUAUGAAGAUCUAUCCCAUUACGUAUGCCCUGCCCAUUGCUCUGACCCUGAGAGCGCCGGAGGCGGGCUCGGCAGAAGGCAAACCCACGCGGACGUGGAAGAAGUGUGUCCUAUUUCUCGGAAGUUUCCUGAGCCGCGACCUGAUCCUCUUUGGAAUUGUGGCCGGGGGAGUUUUCUCCGUGUUUACAGCAUUUUUCUAUUACAUGUAUGGCUGGCCGUUUCUUCAAGAGACGUACUUGUACCACCUGACAAGAAGGGAUAUCAAGCACAACUUUUCCCCGUACUUCUACAUGCUCUACCUGACUGCAGACAGCAGGGGGAGCCAGUGGCUCGGCCUGGCAGCCUUUCUGCCUCAGCUGGUCCUGCUGUUGGUGGCAUCCUGGAGCUUUCACCAUGACCUGGGCUUUGCCUGUUUCCUCAAUACGGCCAUCUUCGUCUCCUUCAACAAAGUGUGCACUUCACAGUACUUCCUGUGGUACCUGUGCUUGCUGCCUCUGGUCAUCCCACACUUGACUCUAUCAGUGAAACAGGGUCUGGGUUUGCUGCUGGUCUGGUUCGCCGGACAGGCUCUCUGGUUGGCCCCCGCCUACUUUCUGGAGUUUGAAGGCGUCAACACUUUUGUCCUGGUCUGGCUCGCCGGAUUGCUGUUCUUAGUCGUGAACUGUUUCGUCUUGAUUCAAAUCAUAACGCAUUACAAACCCAAACCCCCUUCACAGAGACCGAAGGCCGAGUGACGCUCCAUUGGGUUGAAACAGGAACAUUUACACAGCAAAAACACAGAAUCUUACCAAGUAUUUUUGGUUCAGUUUCUAGUGGAAAUAUCUUGGUACAAUUGAAAUAUUUUGAUAAUAUUCUGACUUCAUUCUUGUCAUUUUAAUUGUUUCUAGUAUACCCUGAUACUCUAUUCUAUGAUCAUCUAUUUACUGUAGAAACUACACCAAAAAUACUUGGUAAAAUUUUAUUUUAUUUUUUUUUGCACUCAUUAAACUUUCCAACCAGGACUCAAGCAAAGAAGACGCACCAGUAAAAAAAGCCAUUUGUAUUUUGCUCAGUUCCUCUCAGCUGUCUGUUCAUAGACUCCCUUCACUAUAAUCUAAAUCAUGUUGUCAGAGAUCAGUUAUAUAUUGUAUAAAAGCCUCAGUUGGAUUAUCAGUAAUCCUGAAAUAAACCCUUGGAUUACAUGCUUAUGUUGGCAGGCCGACGCACUUAAAUUCACGGCGAUGCACAGACUGCAAACAAUUACCACUCUGCGUUGCGUGGCCUAAAAUCUUUGACGUUUGCCCCCAAAAUGACAAGAAUUAGCAGACUUUCCGAACCUGUUGCUGGGAGCAAAACACAGAUUAUAAAGCCAGUGUUACAGAAUUUCUCUGUGUUUUACACACUCCAUGAUAAUUUAGAAGCUAGUCUUAUGCUGGAGCUGUUUUUCUUUGCGUAGGGCUUAAUGCUGCUGCUCACUUGUAGUUCCUGAACAAGGAGGGGCGCUGUGCAGACCGGAUUAAGUUCAGGUAAAGCUGAGCUAAAUCGUGUCACGGUGACCUGGAUUCUGACCUAUAAGCCGCACUCUUCUUUUCCACAAACUCUUCAUAACAUUCAGAUGAUAUCCGCCCAGCAAACACACAUAAUUCAAGGCCAGGGUCCCAGUUCAUGUGGAGGUGGUGGUGGGUAACCUUGAUCAUUACGAGCUUCGUUGCAGGUCACAGUUUUCACCAGCAGGCUGCAGCAUUUGCCAGCGAAACGGAGCUCUGAGCUCGGGCUUUUGUGUAAGCCGCACAGAUUAAUCAGUCAACUGGAGCAUGAGUACGACUCCAAACAAACAGUGGUUCCCUUAAUCUCGCCAUACUUUCUCCUCCUAAUCUCACAUGGAAAUCAUCAAAGCGUUCACUUCGGUCCCGCUGAUCCGCAGUGCAGCGUUUGUUGCCUGAGGCCUGACACCAGGAGGACACAGUUCACGAGAAAAUCAGACGCGUGCUUUGCUUGUCGUCUGCGGCGAAAAAGGGUUGAAUCUGUGGUGUUUUUCCAAAAACGUUUAUCUAAGUGACUUGGUUUGUGUCUCCCAUGUGGGGCGUGCGUGUCCAGGCUGACUCACGGUCAGCUGUGGCCUGAAUACCCGGUUUAUGAAUCACCGGGUUGCACUGAAUAACCUUUCAGCUGCACCUAAACCAUUUCCAUUCUUAACCACCGUUCGUCUCAAUACCACAACGUUCUGGAUUUUAUUUUUGAAAGGAAUCUGCUGACUGUAAGAAUGGCGGGGGCCCGGAACCCAUCCUCCUCAAACUGGCGCUCCAGCAGUACCAGAAAGCCGCGAGCCCACUGAAGUCGCUGUUUUCACUCAAGAGACAAAAUCCAAAAUGGCUUCCACGUGGUUAUUAAUAUUUGCCUCAUGAACAUGUUUCUGUGGUGUUGGAGUUUACAUCAUGUUAAACACUUUGUCGUUGGCGCUGCUAGUGCCUAGUUUGCCGGAUAGAAGUAAAUAAGCCAGAAGUAAAUAAUCGGUUAUUUACACCCUCAUCAUGUAUAAAGAGACUUUAGCUCUCCUGACCUGCCCAUCCAGAUUUUGGCCAAAACCAAUUUUUCUAUUUUUUUUAUGAAACAGUUCCUAAAUACAGAUUCAAAAGCUGCUAAGUUGGCAACACUGGUGUGAUUAUUUGUAGAUUUUAGUGAUGAAGGUGCUUUGGAUCAGAGGGAGGGAUAACUCUGAUGAAAAGAGGGAAACGUGAGUUCAUCGAUAAUCCCUUGUUUUCCUUAUGUUCUGAGGCUCUAGUUUUUUUUUUACCCCAAUGUCUUUUUGUAUUGCAUACAAAAAGCACAGCCUAUACUUAACACAUUCCAUUCCUGGAAUAUGUUCUGAACGUUGUAAAAGAUUUCAAACUGCAUUUUUAUGGAACCACAAGAGCGUUCCUUUGUUUUUUGUUUUGUUUUUGUUUUUUAGUUUGGAAAGUGAUUUUAUGGAUGCAGAAAUACGCUUUGGACCGGCCCUUGUUCUUAUUUGCUCUAAAUGCCGCACUUCUUUUUUUUUAUCCAAGCAAAGCCGUUGACCAGGUAUGAUGAGUGCGACUCAUCCUACCGCUUGUUUUACGAGAGGGAAGCCCGAAAUAACCCUCAAAAAGCCAUUGGGUUGGUUGUUAUGUGUCUAAACCUGUUUCUUUCAAAGUGUGAGGAAUAUUGUAAACUCCUGGAAGCCAUCGGCUCCGAUGAAACCUGGAAGCUGGUGUCAUUAAACUGCCUUUGACACAGAAGCCAUUUAAUGAAGACUCAAGCGGCUUACGAAAAUAAGCAUUAAGGUGAAGUGCUUUGUUGUCCUUCAUUAGCUAAUUGAGGCCAACAAAGAGUUGGAGUGUUUUUAGUGGGAAGCUUCAAUAUUUUACAGGCUGCUAUACGUUUGAAAUGUCUGCUGUUCUUUCUUUUGAUGUAAUAUUUUUUUUUAUUCAACAUAUUUUUCAAAAAUAUCUUUUUUAUUGUGCAAUGUGAAAAUAAAAGCUUUAAUCUGAUUUUA